CGUCAGCGGCAAGUUUGUUUACGUUUGUGCAACACGUGUUUUUAUUAACUUUUCUUAAUAAAUAUUUGUAUAAUUAAAAGAAAAGUGUGACAAAUGAGUUCAAGCAAGCUACCACCUUUGACCUACAAGGUUGUGGCUGAGUGCUCCGUGUCAAAAGCCCGCGCGGGCCUAAUGACUCUGAGGCACAGCGAAGUGCGCACACCUGUAUUUAUGCCUGUGGGCACGCAGGGCACCAUGAAGGGUGUACUGCCAGAUCAGCUAAUCGAACUGGAUUGCCAAAUAUUGUUGGGAAACACUUAUCAUCUAGGUCUGCGACCCGGAAUUGAGACAUUGAAAAAAGCUGGCGGACUUCACAAAUUUAUGUCGUGGCCAAGAGCAAUCCUGACAGAUUCUGGUGGCUUUCAAAUGGUCUCGUUGCUGCAGCUGGCGGAGAUCGAUGAGCAUGGCGUUAACUUUCGUUCGCCAUUCGACAAUAGCGAAUGCAUGCUAACCCCGGAACAUUCGAUCCAAAUCCAGAAUGCAAUUGGAGCGGAUAUUAUGAUGCAGCUGGAUGAUGUGGUAAAGACGACGACAACGGGUCCGAGAGUUGAGGAGGCCAUGGAACGCACCAUACGCUGGGUGGAUCGCUGCAUUAAAGCGCAUGCACGCGAUGAUGAGCAAUCCCUGUUUCCCAUUGUGCAGGGAGGAUUGGAGAUUCCUUUGCGAGAGCGCUGUGUCUCUGCCUUGAUGGAAAAGCAGGUGCGCGGCUUUGCAGUGGGCGGUUUGAGUGGUGGCGAGAGCAAGCACGACUUUUGGCGCAUGGUGCACGUCUGCACGGAUCAUUUGCCAAGGGAUAAGCCACGUUAUCUGAUGGGCGUGGGCUUUGCCGCGGACUUGGUCGUUUGUGUUGCUCUUGGCAUAGAUAUGUUCGAUUGCGUCUUUCCCACUCGCACAGCUCGCUUUGGGUGCGCCUUAGUCGACAGCGGACAGAUGAAUCUGAAACAUCAGAAAUAUAAGCAUGAUAUGGAACCUAUUGAUAAACAAUGCAAUUGCAACACUUGCAAGAGAUAUACCCGUUCCUACCUGCAUCACAUCGCAACCAACGAGUCCGUCUCCUGCUCCCUGCUCAGCGUUCACAAUGUGGCCUAUCAGCUGCGCUUGAUGCGCUCUAUGCGGGAGGCGGUGCUAGUGGAUGCCUUUCCACAAUUCGUGAAAGAUUUCAUGGCUCGACAUUUUGGCAGCGACCCGAUUCCCAGUUGGAUUCGAGAGGCUUUAUCUGCGGUUAACAUUGAAUUGCCGCCUGAUGCGAGUGAGGACCAAGCAGUAAACAGCUGAUUGCCAAAAUAAGCUAAAACUAAUAGACGCUGACUUAUAUGCGUACUAUAUACAUAUAUAUAAAAAACCUGUAUUUAUCUAUUGAUUUAACAAAAUACCAAUUGAGUUUAUAUUGACAAACAUGCAAAUGUACUUAUCUAAAAAUAUCG
Molecule: messenger RNA, 1463 nt
Organism: Drosophila hydei
Lineage: Eukaryota; Metazoa; Arthropoda; Insecta; Diptera; Drosophilidae
Gene: Tgt
Product: queuine tRNA-ribosyltransferase catalytic subunit
Exons: 2
Coding region: 94-1314 (406 amino acids)
Cellular component (GO): cytosol
Molecular function (GO): tRNA-guanosine(34) queuine transglycosylase activity
Source: RefSeq, a predicted model, not a curated record